Hordeum vulgare subsp. vulgare (domesticated barley) is the source of this 1947-nucleotide messenger RNA. Its product is annotated as probable arabinosyltransferase ARAD1. The record is from RefSeq and is a predicted model, not a curated record. The transcript is spliced from 2 exons. Gene Ontology annotation, molecular function: glycosyltransferase activity. Bases 164 to 1549 code for a protein of 461 amino acids. Lineage: Eukaryota; Viridiplantae; Streptophyta; Magnoliopsida; Poales; Poaceae.
UCGCCCCGGAUCCUGGUCCGACCCUAUCGAUCGAAGCCCCACCCCCGCCCGACGCAGGAGACCGCGGCCGCCACUGACCCAUCCCCACAUACCACACACGUAUCCCCCACCUCCUCAGAUCCGAGCGCCAUGGCCGCCCACCUCCACCUCCACCCGCAUUGCUAUGCCUACCGCUAGCGGCUUCAUGGCCGCCGCCGCCUCCUGCCGGAACCCGCUCGUCUGGUUCUUCUCCCUCGCCGCCGCGCUCUUCUUCGCCUCCUGGUACCUCCUCCUCGACUCCGCCGCCGCCCCGGCCGCGCUCGAUGCCCGCCGCCAGGGGCUCCCCUCCGCCUCUCCUGGCAGGAAAUGCGAUCCGGACAAGGCGCUGCUGCGCGUCUACAUGUACGACCUGCCCCUCGAGUUCCACUUCGGCAUGCUCGACUGGGAGCCCGGGAGCGGCGGCGGCCUUUGGCCGGACGUCAGGCACGGCGUGCCGGAGUACCCCGGCGGGCUCAACCUGCAGCACAGCAUCGAGUACUGGCUCACGCUGGACCUCCUCGCCUCCGAGCAGGGCGCGCCCACGCCGUGCAACGCCGUCCGGGUGCGCGACCCCGCCAGGGCCGACGUCGUCUUCGUGCCUUUCUUCGCCUCCCUCAGCUUCAACCGCCACUCCAAGGUCGUGCCGCCCGCGCGGACCAGUGAGGACCGGACGCUGCAGCGGAGGCUGAUCGAGUUCCUCGCCGCGCGGCCAGAGUGGCGGAGGUCCGGCGGGAGGGACCACGUCGUGCUCGCGCACCACCCCAACGGGAUGCUCGACGCGCGCUACAAGCUCUGGCCCUGCGUCUUCGUGCUCUGUGACUUUGGGAGGUACCCACACAGCGUGGCCAACAUCGACAAGGACGUCAUCGCCCCGUACCAGCAUGUCGUCGACGACUUCUUGAAUGAUUCCACCGGCUACGACGACCGGCCGACCUUGCUCUACUUCCAAGGCGCCAUUUACAGGAAAGAUGGUGGUUUCAUCCGACAGGAACUUUACUAUCUUCUCAAAGAUGAGAAAGAUGUGCACUUCUCAUUUGGAAGUGUGGCUGGUAAUGGGAUUGAGGAAUCGACACGAGGUAUGAGGGCAUCCAAAUUCUGCCUCAACAUUGCAGGGGAUACGCCAUCUUCCAACCGCCUAUUCGAUUCCAUAGUCAGUCACUGUGUGCCCGUCAUUAUCAGCGACGAGAUUGAACUCCCAUUUGAAGAUAUGCUUGACUACUCCAAGUUCUGCAUCAUAGUUCGUGGUGCAGAUGCUGUCAAGAAGGGCUUUCUGAUAAAUCUGAUCAAAGGAAUAAGCCCAGAAGAGUGGACAAGCAUGUGGAACAAACUGAGGGAGGUAGAAGGGCACUUUGAAUACCAGUACCCAUCUCAGCCCGAAGAUGCUGUCCAGAUGAUCUGGAAGACCAUAGCUCGAAAGGUGCCCUCAAUUCGGCUGAAGGUUAACAGAUUACGCAGAUUUUCUUGGACUGAAGCAAACAAAACAAAUGACUCUCCUGCAAGAUCUUCCUGGCUAGAAAAUCAAGCUCGUUGAUUUUGGACCAACAAACUAUCCCAGCUGGUUUUCAGUCCUCUUGCAAGAGGAGAGUGUCCAUAGUGAAGCUUAGCUUGAACCUCAAAGCCGGGAGCAACAGCUACAAGAGAUUAAUGGAGUAAAGUACUCCCAAUACAGUUUACCAUCACAAACGUUACAGAUCCGAGGGCCUGAUUUUUGUUCUCCUCCAAUUUUCAUCGAAAAUGUGUUCAACCAUGUAGAUUAGGGACAAUAACAUUUUGUAUCAGAAUCUGUAUAUUCUAGGCAGUAGCGUGAUUACUGAUCAUUUCCACUGAAGUCUUAUCCUACUUGACAGGUGUAACUUUCCAUUCUCGGAGCAAGAGUUUUUACGGUUCCUUGCUCGAUCCUAUCAAUGUGAUAUGUGCAGAUGCCCGGCA